This is a messenger RNA of Trichoderma virens Gv29-8, 1563 nucleotides long. RefSeq lists its product as uncharacterized. NCBI's taxonomy places the organism in Eukaryota, Fungi, Ascomycota, Sordariomycetes, Hypocreales, Hypocreaceae. The record is from RefSeq and is a predicted model, not a curated record. The transcript has a single exon. Gene Ontology annotation, molecular function: protein binding. The coding region runs from base 1 to 1563 and encodes 520 amino acids.
AUGUCGGCUAUACUUCCCGUCGAAAUUUACCUCAGCAUAGCUGCGUAUCUCGGCUGUCAAGAGCAGUACGCUCUUCUACGUGCCAUCCCAUCCCUUGCAAGCCAAUUCUCAUACCGCCGGCAUCUCCUAGCGAAUACUGACGAGAAUGGCAACAACUUGGUGCAUAUUCUUGCAUUAAAUGGCGAGGGUACCUUGCUAAAAUCGCUUUUCCCGGAUGAAGACUUGGAAAAAAGUCUCAUCUUUAACAACACUAUCCCUCGGUUAAGGCAGAUGCUUCUCACCCGCUCUGUAAACAACGAUGGAGCCACACCCCUUCACCUGGCGGCAGAAAAUGGGCAUCUCGGCGUUGUUGAGUGGAUAUCGAAGAGGCCGGACUCGGAUCUGAACCGCCAGGACAAAUCCGGAUACACGUGUGUGGAACGGGCAGCGAGGGCAGGACAUGCAGAGACUGUCAGUCUGCUCCUGGAUAAUCCGAAUCUGACGGUUGACUGGAAUUCCCUUCAACGGGCAAACCCCCUUUGUCUGGCAGCAGAGCAUGGCCACGAAGCCACUCUGAGGAUCAUACUCGAGCGCCAUGAACGCAGGAUCAGUGUCAAUUCCAAGGCCGCCUAUGGCAUCACAGCUCUCACCCUUGCAGUACUUCGUGGCCACGACACGAUCACCGAGUUGUUGAUUCAACAGAAGGGGGUAAACGUCAAUGCGGAGGAUCAUCUGGGCAACAGCACGUUGCACAUGGCAGUCAGAAGCAGGAACCACGCUGCCGUCAAGUCUCUCCUAGCGCAUCCCGACGCCAAUCCCAAUGUCAGAGACUGGUAUGGACACACUCCCCUUCAGGAGGCCGUAUGCAUGGGGGAUAAGGCCACGGUCGAGCUUCUUCUUGCGCACCUCGAAACAGACGUCAAUCUCGGCAACUGCAAGAAAACGACUCCGCUCAUUAAAGCAGUACAAGAGAGCCAUGAGUGGGCGGCGGAACUCUUGCUUAGACGGCAUGAUAUUGAGCCCGACAAGAAGGACUACUGGGGUAUGACUGCUCUCUCAUGGGCCGCAUUCUUGGGCCGCAAAAAGAUUGCAGAGAUGUUACUUGAUCGAGAAGAUGUUGAUCCCAAUGCAACAGAAGAGGACGGCUUGACACCUCUAUCCCUCUCCAUGCAAAUGGGAUGGCCAGAAAUGGCCGAGCUACUUCUCGAGAACCCCGAGGUUGAUAUCAAUUUGGAGGACAACUUCGGCUGGACAGCUCUCGCCCACGCCAAAAAUGCCCCCAAUAGCAAGUCCGUUCCCUUGAUGAGACUCCUGCUCCAGCACGGAGCAACCAUGACACUCUAUGCGGAAAUGGUUGUCAUGUACAACUCAUUGGCCGAUUCUGACGUCGCCAUAGACAUGGUGGAAUCCAUCAUUGUGGAUCACGACAUCGAGGCGUAUAUGAUGGAUCGCUUUGGACGCGAGAAGACGGAACUGGCCAUGAGUGACGGCGAACGGGGUGUGCGAGAACUUCUCUUCCGAGAUACCAGGGCAGCAAGGAUGAGGCGGGAAGGGGUAGAGGGGAUGCUUUGCUUGGAAGGUUAG